AUGGGCGUAGGAGGCAUUCUGGAGCCUUUGACUGUCAUCGUCCUUCUUUUUGGAGGGACAUGGAUCAAUCGAGAGACCCAUGGCUCGCGACGCUGUCCCAGAAUUUCUCAAUCUCGAUUGCAUCAUAAGCAGUCUCUUUUGUCGACGGAGGAGUAUAAGACAAAAAGCAGGAAUGAUGUAUUCGACCCAGAAAACAUCACCGACAAGGAUGAAGCGUUGGUCAACAGACCUUUGUCACCAUCACUACUUGUUCAAGACGAGGAGCAAUGGAGGAAAAGAACAGUGGGAAGUGGCUUGUAUAAAAUCGAGAUUCACACACCCAAUACCGCUGUCUUUCGUUGUCGUAUGUUGAGUCGUCUUCUCCGAAGAUUCCCAUUUCUGGUGGAGUGCUGGUACUGGGCUUUGGUGUACUGGACAUACCAGCUCGGUCGCGCCUUUACCGCCGUCACGCUUAAAGAAAACACCGUUGAUGUCGCAAGAGAACAUGCCCUGCAAGUGAUCCGAGUGGAGCAAUCACUCGGGAUUUUCUUCGAACUUGAUAUCCAGCAGUUCUUUUUGCGCCAUCCGUUGUUGAUGUCGUGGACGAAUUGGAUAUACUCUUUCAUCCACAUCCCCGGUACCAUUGCGUUUUUGGUAUGGCUCUAUUACUACACAACCACGAGGAAUUCGCUUGAUCACCAAAUGCCCAGUCCUCUGAACCACGGCGUCGAUGGCUCGCCCCCCGGUCCACCACUGUAUGCUGCGCGCAGACGGACUUUGGCUGUGUGCAACCUGCUCGCCUUCAUAGUCUUUACUCUGUGGCCAUGUAUGCCUCCUCGUCUGCUGAGCGACUCCCAAGUCCCAGGGCAAAUCGGUGAACUUUCCCGGAGUUAUGGAUUUGUCGAUACUGUACAUGGCAAAAAUGGUGCUGGCAGCGUUUGGACUGAAAAUAGAUUCUGCAAUCAAUACGCUGCAAUGCCGUCACUUCAUUUUGGUUAUUCCUUGAUGAUCGGUCUGACGAUCAUGACAAUACCCUUGCCGCCCAAGCACCGUCGGUCGAAAGCAAUGCAAAUGCCUCUUUCCAGUCGUAUCAGCAUUCGACUUGCUCUUCCGUCAUGGCGUCGCAUGCUUUGCCUUGCGCUAGGCGUCGCCUAUCCUUUGACCAUUUUGGCUGCUAUUAUCGCUACUGCCAAUCACUUCAUCCUGGAUGCGGUCGCCGGUACGAUUGUUUGUGUUCUCGGUUGGUGGGCAAACCCGGUCUUAUUGAACCUGCUUCCACUUGAGGACCAUUUUCUCUGGAUUCUGCGCCUCCAUAAGCCAGAGAGACGGGUCAUUGAUGUUUAUGAACGCGCAGAACAACAAGGCGAUGAUGGAACAAUGGCACACGCCACCUUCAUUGAGUAA
Molecule: messenger RNA, 1383 nt
Organism: Talaromyces proteolyticus
Lineage: Eukaryota; Fungi; Ascomycota; Eurotiomycetes; Eurotiales; Trichocomaceae
Exons: 3
Coding region: 1-1383 (460 amino acids)
Biological process (GO): inositol phosphoceramide metabolic process; sphingolipid biosynthetic process
Cellular component (GO): inositol phosphoceramide synthase complex
Molecular function (GO): inositol phosphoceramide synthase activity
Source: RefSeq, a predicted model, not a curated record